Messenger RNA from Brienomyrus brachyistius, 4971 nucleotides. RefSeq names its product germinal-center associated nuclear protein-like. Gene Ontology annotation, cellular component: cytoplasm; transcription export complex 2; nucleus. NCBI's taxonomy places the organism in Eukaryota, Metazoa, Chordata, Actinopteri, Osteoglossiformes, Mormyridae. Bases 125 to 4117 code for a protein of 1330 amino acids. Gene Ontology annotation, biological process: mRNA export from nucleus. The record is from RefSeq and is a predicted model, not a curated record. Gene Ontology annotation, molecular function: RNA binding. The transcript is spliced from 24 exons.
CAGCAGCAUCUUUCGCAGUGCCUUGACCAGCAUCCUGAAGACACCGGCCCUACAGACCCGGCGAGAGCCGAAGAGGAGUGAGGAGCCACAGCCAGACUGGGGGGAGGCGGAGCACCAGGGUUCGAUGGCACCGACCACCAGCCACUCACCCUCAACGCCGCCAAGGUCACAGGCCCCAACCCGGGAGGUCCUUGAGAGGGCGGAGGAGUUGGAUCCCGAAACUGAGGCAGCAUCAACAGUGAGACGUGCCCGCCGCCUGGACAGCACAGACAGCCUGGGGGGGAUGUCACCCUCCGAAGCCAUGGUGCUCCAAUGCAAGAACAUUCCAGCCAGUCUUAACAGCAAGGACAUCCUGGGGGAACAUUUCCGCCAGUUCGGACGUGUGCAGCGGAUCUUCUGCAGGCCCCAGAAGAACCUGGCCAUAGUGCACUUCCACGACCAUGCUUCUGCUGCCAAAGCCAAGAAGAAGGGCAAACUGCUGCGCAGGCAUGAGCUCACCAUCUUCUGGCAGAGGAAGAAGCAGAGUCCAGGAGAGAAGGGCCAAAGGCCUCCAGAUGACCCUGAUCCUCAGAGCCAGGCAGGAGGCUUUGAGUCAGCCCCUGUCUGCAAAGCCCUCUCCAAAUCCACCUCCGGCUGGUCCUCCAGCUCAUCCCUAUCCAGAGGGUCACCAGCCAAGAAACCCCUGGCGACAAAGGCCCUGCAGUUUGAGAGUGAGCCGCAGAUGGAGCCCAGCCCAGACGGCCUCGAAUCCGAACAUCUAGCCAGCAGCCUCCCCUCUCCCCUCUUCCACCUGAUUGGCCCCAAGAGGACCGACCUGGAUCUGUCCAAGGUGUUUGUGGGUACGUGUCCUGACAUGUGUCCGGAGAAGGAGCGUUACAUGAGGGAGACCCGGAACCAACUGAGCUCUUUUGAGGUCAUCCCCAACACGGAGAAGGUGGACCACACUGCUGCCAUUAAGGAGUACAGCAGGUCCUCUGCUGACCAGGAGGAGCCCCUCCCCCAUGAACUGCGGCCCCUUACUGUGCUGAACAUGACCAUGAACUACCUGGUUACCCAGGUCAUGGACCAGGGUGAGGACAACUACCGUGACUGGUAUGACUUUGUGUGGAACCGCACACGAGGUAUCCGGAAGGAUAUCACUCAGCAGCACCUGUGCGACCCGCUUACGGUGUCCCUUAUUGAAAAGUGCGCCCGCUUCCACAUCCACUGCGCACACCACCUGUGCCAGGAGCCCAUGAUGUCCUUUGAUGCUAAGAUCAACAAUGAAAACCUGACCAAAUGCCUGCAGAGCCUCAAGGAGAUGUACCAGGACCUGGCCAGCAAGAACAUCUACUGCCCUCAUGAGGCAGAGUUUCGGCAGUACAGCGUGCUCCUGAAGCUCAAUGAUGGAGACAUCCUCCGGGAGGUGCAGCAAUUCCGGGCGGAGCUCCGAAACUCUCCGGAGGUGAAGUUUGCCGUCCAGGCCUUUGCCGCUGUCAACAGCAACAACUUCGUGAGGUUCUUCAAGCUGGUCAAGGUGGCCUCGUAUCUGGCUGGUUGCAUCUUGCACCGCUACUUCGACCAGGUGCGCCGUGAGGCUCUGCGGGCCCUGAAUGUGGCCUACAGCUCCCGUGGUUCCACCACAUUCCCGGUCGAAGACCUGGUCCGGAUGCUCAUGUUCCAGAAUGCCGGCGAGGCUUCGGACCUCGCGCUGCAGUAUGGGCUCGCGGUCGAUGCAGGCAUGGUGGAGCUAAGCCGGACAGCGUACCAGGAGCCUGAGAUCCAGCCACGUCCAAAGCGCUCUGUGGCCAUCGCAAGGAAGCGGGAGGUGCUGGUGGGCCAAGUGGUCAACGGCGCGCCACUGCCCAACCCACCCCAACACACACCCGUCAACAGCUUUGACAGCCGCAACAAGUACCGUGGGGAUGGGCAGCCAGCGGAGGCAUACAUCUCUGCUGCACUCAGCAUGUGCAACGGCCAGGUGGAGGCAGUGCUGAGUGAGGUGGUGGAGCAGAUGCUGCGGGAGGUUUCUGCUGCCGAGAUCCAGGCAGAGAGGGAGCAUAUCGCUGAGGAGAAGCGCAGGAUGGAGGAAGCCAGGAGAAAGCAGGAACACGAGGAGCUCCUGGCCCGGCUCAGCAAGACACUGUGUGCCGAGAUCACACAGGAGGUGCUGCGCGACUGCAUCGUGGAGACUGCCUCAACAGAGAUCAGGCGUGCCCAAGAAGAGCAGGCAGAAUGUGUGGCUCGCAGCUCACAAGACGUGUGUGAGGUACUGCUGGAGGAGACGCUGUGUGGUGAGCUCACCCUGCUGGCCCAAGACGUCCUGGAAGCAGAGCUUCUGAGUAUACGCAGGUUCAUCAAAAGGUGGCGUGAUGUGGUGGCCGUGCGCAGGCAGCUGAAGCGACAGAUGCGUGAUUUUCCUGCUGCCCCUGGCUGUGUGGACCCCCGCUUCAGGCUGCAGGCCUUGGCCCCCAGUGCCGGAAGUGAGGCCAUGUUUCUCACUGUGGGUCAGGUGGCCCGCGGGCCCCUCAGCGAGGAAGGCCAGUUGGCAUUGGAGAAGCGGAAGGGGCUGAUGGGCAUGGGCGCCCUGCUGAUGCUGCUGCCCUCGGCAGUCAGUCCCGGGGCUGAUGAGGAAGACGGGGACAUCUUCCUGUUAUCCGCCCUGCUGCAACUCCGGCAGAUCCAGCAGGCUAAUGCCUGGCCACAGGCCCUUCCUCUGGUGGUGGUGGUCCCAGGGCAGGCUGGGCACAGGGCCAGCGAUGAACGGCUAGAGGAAGACCUGAUGCUUCAGACACUCAUUGAGGAAGGUUUGAUUUCAGAGUACAUGUUCGUCCAUAUCCCCGAGACCACGAACGAACCCCAAGGAUCCGAGCAGAUCCGCCAUGCCGUCAGGUGGCUCGCUGCCCGCUCCACGGCACCAGCCCGGCUCGUCUCGCAGACGUUGGUGCAGGUUGUGGAGGCCGGGCUCUGCCGCGAGUUUGCUGGUAGGCUUCACCGUGAUCGGAGGGACCGUGACAUGGCGGGACUGCCCUCCCAGGGCCCUGCACCCGUCAUCGGCCUCUACAACACUGUCCUGGCUUUCUUGGCUGGCCUUGUGUCGUCCCCGAGUCUGGCUGGCCUCUCCUGGCCCGUGGCAGAGUUCUUGGUGCCAGGGGGUGGUGACUGCCUACCACAUCUGCUCUGGAACUCGGCUGAGCACCUGGAGUGGCUCCAGGGGGCAGUCCUGAGCCUGCGGCUGCCCGACUGGCCGCUGCCAGCCGUGGGGGCUCCUUGGAGCCAGCUGGUUGCCUCCAUCUUCCAGUACGUAUCUCAAAUCCCAUGGUCCCGCCACAGCCAGCCACUCCUUAUGUCCCAGUUGGAGAACCUUUUGGAGAGGCUGCGUCAGGACUGUGUGGGCCGAGGUGGGGGGCCGGACAAGGAGCCCACUUUCUGGGAGGUGCCCUGGGACGAAAUUGUCAUGCUCUGUGUAGAGCACCAACUCCGGGACUGGAACCCUCCUGGGUGCCCCGUGAGUGAAGAUGUCAUCAGUGACGACGGAGAAAUCUCGGUGUAUUUCCUGAGCGAUGGGCUGCAGGGCUUCAUACCGCCGUCCUGCUGGGUGGAUGCCGUAAAGCAGACGCACAGGGACAAGCAGCAGGGGAAGGCAGGGUGUCACCAGAGCAUGUGGCCUCAUCCUCGACUGGCCAGGCCACGUCUUCAACAGAAGCUGUUUCACAGCAUGGUUGAGGACCCUGAGUCCGGAUCCGGUGUUGCCCCUGUUUUGGAUGCUGCCUCCAGCCCCCAGGACCUCCUGGCUCGCAUUGAGGAGGAGAAAGAACAGAGCCGCAGGUUCGAGGACCAGCUGCGUACCUGGCUUGACGUCGAGUCCCUGGGCCCUUCCUCUUCCUCCUCACCACUUUUCUUGCCUUCUUCGUUACUGUCUGUACCGGAGAUCGUAGUGCCCUCCCCAAAGAUGGCUGCCCCACCUGCACUUGCCCUGCAGAAGGAGCGCAGUGUCCGCAGUGACCAGGCCAGGGGAGCUGCCAGUUCUAUGGCGAGGCGUCUACAGGAGCUGGAGCAGCUGAUCUCUGCAAGCCGGGAGGAGGAGCUCGCAUGUGAGCUGAAGCUAAGCUGCCUUCUGGACAUUGUUGAUGACUGAGUGUCAUGUGACCCACCUGAUGUCUGCCGUUGACUGCCACAAGUUGUCUCUUAUGCCUGAUUUCUGCAGUAUAUUUAGUUGUGUGGUACUUGUGCAUAUAUUGCUUUGAAGAGUAUGAUGUACAGUAAUUUACACAACAUUGGGAGUGUUGUAACUGGGGGAAAAACAUGUCAUAGGAAAUGGACAGUUUUUUAGGGUUUUUUUUUUUGUGCAAAUUUUAAAUAUUAAAAUGUUAUUGUAUUUAGAAACCCAUGGCUAUUUCUUUGUUUUUUUUCCAUCAUGAAACUUUGUUUAUUGUACUUUUAAAUUGAAUCACAAUUUGCUGCAGAAUCUUUAAAACCUGUGACGUUAUUUGCCCAUAUUAGACACUCAUACGUGGGGUUGUUACUGCUGUUUCUUUAACCUUGUGUAUUGUUGGUCAAAAUUAACAAUUUAGGUAAUAUCUGCAUUGUACACCAUUGCAAAAGUAUGUCUUUUUUUAGAUUCUUAAAGAAAUGUCAUGCAGCUCAAUUAUAUAUUCAUGUAAUUGAACUGAAGAUCACAGCAGUUCACUAAGCAGUCUGCCACUGAGUUCCUUUUAUAAACUGGCUGGCUGGUUUUUAAGAAAAUAUGCCCGUGGAUGCCCUACAGGUGGCAGCAGGGAGCCAUCUGCAUAUGUACAGACAGUCUGCUGGUUAAGAAUAUUCGACUGACUUGAUGUAGCUAAGAUAUUUUGCAUUUAAAAGCAGAUGGCCAUAGAUCCUAUCAUACUAAUUUAGUUUAAAACUAUUUUUAAUAUCAAACAUAUGCAUUACUUUAUGAUGCUCAUGAAAACAUCACCCUGCUUUAUUCUUUCGUGGGCUUGAGGUACAGUA